Molecule: messenger RNA, 4066 nt
Organism: Racocetra fulgida
Lineage: Eukaryota; Fungi; Glomeromycota; Glomeromycetes; Diversisporales; Gigasporaceae
Source: the annotation of a GenBank genome assembly
AUGAAUACCCAAGACAGCUUACCAAGUUUAACUGUGAACGAUUUUUUUAAGCUCUCAUUUGGGCUAACUCCAAUUGAAUUAGACCCAACUAAGUUUGUCACAAACGAACUUACCAUUGAAAUGUUCGCUUCACUUAUCGAGCCAUCUUUAAGAGAACAAAAUCCAGCCGGAAUUUUUCGUAAUUUAUUUCCAUAUCUUGUGGAUACUAUCAGUAGAACAGUUCCAAUCAGCAGAUUAGUUAAUUACAUCCAGGAACUUAAUGAAAAUAAUGAGGACAGUGAUAUAUAUCAAAUUCUUCAACGUUUCGAAGAAUGCACUGGUAGAGAUUUCCUUAUAGCAUUUCUUGAUAAGGUUCCCAAAAAUUCUUUUUCAAAAAUUCUCCAUACAAUUGUUGCUGCCAAUAUUCCCAUUCCACUUUAUCUUUCGAAUGAUACACAUUCGCAAAAAGGCCUCAAAACUCUUAAUGGAGUGCGUGACAUUAUUGCCUCUCGCAAAUAUCACCUUUUUAUUUCUGUAAACCAAGCAAAUACUGAUUUAGAACUGCCUUUCUCGAAACAACUUUAUAAAAAUUACGCAAACAAUCGUGAAGACCUUUCGGGCAUUUGUAAUCCAAAUUCUAUUGAUAUUUCUUUCCAUUCUGCAUCAGAAAAUCAUUCUCGCCCACCCUUAGCUAUCUCGGAAGUUUACUAUGGCGAAUCAGGUUCUUCUACUCUUCGUGAGACAGUAAAGAUAUUAUCAAAAUUUGCAUUUUAUAUCAUAAUCCAUGUCUCUAAUAAUGACUUUGAUGGAAAUGAACUCAAUGACCGAUUUAUUUCUACCAUCAAUGACAUCUCCAUCGAAUGUUCUGGUGGUCAUAUACGAAAAAUUUUGACUUUAUUUUGGGGAGUCACGCCUCAGUUUUUUAAAAAUCAUAAAGAAAAGAUUGAAAAGCUAUCAUGUAAAACAUUUACUAACGAUGAAUUCGGGAUCGAGCUUGUUGUCAAUAAUAAGAAAAAUGCAUUAUUUGAAAGAAUUAAAAAGGAUUCAUUCUACAAGCUUAAAGAUACCAAAAAUUUACGGUUAGAUUGGACCUCUAUGAAUUUUUCUAAGAUCCUAAGUGAAAAUACUGAAGAUUUUUUAUUGGAAAAUGACUUUGCAUUAUCAAUGGCAAAACUUGAAACAUUUAAUUGUCGUGCUGAUAUAUUCUAUGCUUCUUAUUGUGAAAAUGAAAUUGAGACAUUACGAGAUAAAACUGAUCUCAAAACCAAAACUUCAGCGGGCUAUCAAACUGAAGCCGAAAUUUAUCGAUUAAUUCAGAAAUUUCAGGAUGAAAAAAAAAAUUUCGGAGAAACUAGACCAAUUCCAGUUCUUACAUAUUUUGCAAAUGUCAUUACGAAGAAUGAUAUUAAAUAUAUGCGUGAAUUUGCACGUCAAGCUGACGUUUACUUUAAGGAUUAUCUUAUUUCUUUAGCCCAAAAAGAUAAUGAAAUAAAAAAUAAUUCAGCUGAGAGUGAUCAAACAAAUAGACAACGAAAAGAAAUAAAGCAAAAAAUUGAAGAUUUAGAUAUAACAGUUCAUGACUUUUGGAGAGAAUUUGUUAUUUUAUCACAUAUAAUGAGAAGUGACGGCUCAUUAGUCUUAAAAAAAUUAUAUGAUAUUGACGAUAAGCAACUCGAAAAAGCAUAUAAUAUUUGGAUACGUGAAGGCGAAGCAAUUCAGAUACUAGAGGGUGUAUCGCUUAGAACAUUAAAUUCCGAUUUUCUUUCGUCUGUAUUGAGCCAAAUAAUGUCAAACUCUAAACGGCAGUUGGUAGUUCUCUCAGUCAUUGGACUUGAAAGUUCCGGAAAAUCUACAUUGUUAAAUUAUUUGUUUCAAUGUGGAUUUUCAACCUCUGCUGGACGCUUUGUUUUACGAGAUAUGAUAGAUGCUAAAAGAGCCCAAGCUCCAGCAUUUAUUGACAUUUGUGAGAGUUUAAAAAGGAUGUUUGAUGAAAUUCCGGGUUGUUCUUAUGAUAUGGAUGAGUUCAUGAUUGUAGAAGAACGUGAUGUUCACUUAUUAGAGAAUGCAUUUACUUGUUCUUUUGACGAUUUUUACCCACAAUCCAUGAACACUGAUUGCGAAAAUUUUCGCCUUUGGAAAGAAAUCGAUGCUCGUGGUAAUUUUCUUCAUUUUAAAAAUUCAAAGACGAUACAACAGUGGAGGGCAAUGAAAAAAAUAGUUCACAGUUACAAUGAAACUACAGUAAAGUCUUAUAAAGAAAAAGGAUUAAAUUUGAUAGAAAGACGAAGAUGUGAAGAGCAAUGGAAUGAAGCCAAUGAUAAAGCUUUCGAAGAUGAACUUAUUCAAGAAACAGAAACGUGGUGUACUAAUACGAUUGCUGAUUUUAAAGAAAAGAUCUCUAACCAAUAUGAACCACAAAUAAUUGAUGAGGGUGAAACAUAUAUAAAAGCAGCAUUUGCUGCUGAAAAACGAGAACUUAAAGCAAUAUAUGCAAAAAGGCAACGGCAGUCUAAAGAAUCUUGGCUAAUAACAUCAGCAGAAACGCGAAUUGGUGAGACAGUUGGGAGAAUUCUUAGAGAAAAUAAAGAUAAAACCCCUGAAGAAUUUAAACGCAUUUUUUCCAAGUCAAAAUGUGAAAAGUUAUUUAACGACGAAUGGAAAAAGGUAGAAAAUGAUAAAGAAGGUUUUAUGCGAAUAAUGAUAAUGGAAGCAAAAAAGCUAGAAGAACAUGUAGUCAAUUAUUUUAAUAAUGCUGUAGUAAGUGGACGUGCAAUAAGUAAUGACGAGAGUAAUUUAAAAGAAAGAUCAAAGUUUGACAGGAUAUUUUGGAAUAAAAUUAAGACACCUGAAACUUUAAACACUGUAUCUUUAGAUGAUGAGCAGUUUCCUGAAAGUAUUAAAUUAUCAAGAACUAAUAAAAUUAAUAUUCAUCAUUUAGGAACUUAUGUUGGUAUAAACGAUGGCAACAAAAGUUCUUUUAAAGAUGAAGUUAUAAAGCAGAUUAAGAGUGAAAUUGAAAACACUUGCAAACAAAUAUGCGAUGAUCUUUUGUUCCGGAAUGCAUUUGCAAUUGAAUUUGGCCAAGCAUUGGAGUGGCUUAAAAAAUUGUGUAAUAACAUUUUUAUCGCACAAGCUAAUCUCAACCUAUUCCAAGGGUGUUUCAAAGUUGAAAUCGAAGAUUUUAGUUUAAUGGAGAAUAAUACUGCAAAAUGGAAAGACACCCAACAAAGAAAUCUUGAAAAUCUUCGCGAAAGUUUACGGAAGCAUUUUCAUGAAAUUCUAAAAGCAUUGAUGAGCGAACAAAGAAAUCCUACACGCGUUGCCUAUGAGCGGAGUUUUGGUGCCUAUGAUGUUGAAAAAACUCGUAAAUAUAUUCAUGAUCCAACAUCAUUUAUGAGAGAAUUAUUUGAGCCUGAGGUUGAUGUUAUUAAAACUAGAGAAGUAGAUGGCAAAUUAAAAGAUAUCAAGAAAAACAUUUAUUGUGCUUUAGAAAAACUCAGUGAAAAUAUAUCAGUUUUACAACACCAUUUUUCAACAGAAUCAUCAGAUAGAUCUUUUACUCUUGAAGAAAUUUUUCAGAAAACAAAUGUGACCCUUGAUGCUAAAAAUGAAAACAUUAGUUCUCAAGAAAUAAGCUCAAAAAGUUUAAUAGAGGAUGCAAUACGCGUUCUUGGAAAAUGCAUAAUUGAUUCUCCUCGUGAUUUUUGUGCUAUUUUAAAAAAAGAAUAUAGUGAAUUUUUACUAAAUUUUAAGAGAUUAUGGAUAAAUGAAUGUGCAAAUCAUAGAAAACUAAUGAUAAAUAAAGUAGAAUAUUCUAAGGAAUCUUAUUGGAAUAAGCCUGAGAAUUUUAAUAUAUAUUAUGUUCAAGGUGAUAACAAGGACGAUCGUCUUAUAUGGGAAGAAAAUAUGAAAAAGAAUCAUCCAGAAUGGUGGCCACUUCUAGGACGAAAAGAGCCUGGUGAUGAUCAAAUAAGGCAAGUCAGAACUAUGUGGGUACAUUUAAAGGCUGAAUUAUGCAGCAAAUAUAAUUUAGUAGACAAAACACCUGCAAAUUGGCAUAGAGAUUAUGCCCAUCUUGCUAAAAAUU